Molecule: messenger RNA, 1335 nt
Organism: Blastocystis hominis
Lineage: Eukaryota; Bigyra; Opalinata; Blastocystidae
Exons: 9
Coding region: 1-1335 (444 amino acids)
Biological process (GO): 'de novo' cotranslational protein folding; regulation of translational fidelity
Cellular component (GO): cytosol
Molecular function (GO): Hsp70 protein binding; ribosome binding
Source: RefSeq, a predicted model, not a curated record
AUGAGUGUUCAGAGAGGAAAACACGAAACGUCGAAGGCUUUGUUCUCCAAUUUGAACAAUGACGAUUAUUACAAAGUUCUCGGUUUAGAAAACUUGAGGUGGAGAGCUACGGAGGAUGAUAUUCGUUCUGCAUAUCGUUCUCUCGUAUUAAAGUAUCAUCCGGAUAAGAUGGCGGAUCCCAAACCGGAAGACAGACAGAUUUUCAUAAAAAUUCAAGAAGCUUACGAUGUGCUAGGAACGCUCGAAAAGCGAAGAGCCUACGAUUCCAUGGAUAUCGAGCUUAUUGUUCCGACGAUGGAGGAAGGUGACGACUUCUUUGAGUGUUUCCAGGACAUCUUCUUCAAUUACAGUCGCUUCAGUACGAUCCAACCCGCUCCGCUUCUGGGAACAAUCGAUACUCCUUGGGAAAAAGUGGAUGCAUUUUACAAGUUUUGGAGGGAGUUCCAUUCCUGGCGAGUCUACUCUGCCUACGACGAAUACAACUUGGAAGAGUCAAACUCCCGUGCCGAGAAGCGCUGGAUGAACCAAAUGAACGAAGCGCAUCGCCGCAAACUGCGCUUGCAGGACAGCAAGAAGCUCCAAGCGAUCGUGGAGAAGGCCUAUCGUUUGGAUCCGCGCGUGGCGGCCUACAAGGAAAAGCUCGAGAAGGAGCGAAUCGCGAAGGAAGUAAAACGCGGCCAGAAUUCAAUUACGCACAGAAAGAAAAGGAGGAGGCGCGCCGGAGAGAAGAAGAGAAGAGGGAGCAGGAGCGGCUGGAAGCGGAGCGAAAGGAGCAGGAGCGUCGCGCAGAAGAAGAGCGAAUUCGAAAGAAGCAGGCGGAGGAGCGCAAGUGGUCCAAACAGAUCGACGCCGUUUCCUUCCUCGCUUCGUUUCCAACUAGGCAAUCCCCGCCACCGUUUUAAAAUCCUUCUGCGAAGCCUCCGAACUGCCCGACUUGCAGUCGCUCGACCAGAAAGGCGUCGACGCCAUCAACGCCGCGCUGCGCGACCUCAUCGCCAAGGUCGCUUUCCUCGCUUUAUUUUCUCUAGGAGGAGGCCAAACAGGCCGAGAUCGAGCGUCUUCGCCGCGAGCAGGAAGAGAAAAAGCGGCGGGAAGACGAAGCCGCGCUGGAGAAGUCGAAGGAGAGCAAAACGGGCGUGGAAUGGCAGCUCGAAGAGGACCACUGCCUCAGCCAGGCGGUCAAGAAAUUCCCGGCGGGGUAUCGGAAUCGGUGGGAGCGCAUCGCGGAGUAUGUGGGAGAGUACAGUCGGUGCAAUCGGACGCGGACGGGAGCGCAGUGCCGCGCGCGGAUCGAGGAAAUCACGAAGCGAAACAUGGGGCAGAACACGAAAGUGA